UAUAUUUCAAUAUCUGGUUUGGGCGUGAUCAAAGACCAGAAACUGGAUUAGCAAAGUAGGCGUGAAUUCUUAGAGCAGCAGUUGAUGCAGAGGAUGUUUAUUGGGCGCUAGGACCCAGGGGACGUGUUCUCAUUCUCACAAGGCACAAUGCAAUUUGCAUGCGUUUGUUCUGCAAGGCAAACACUGGUGUAUGAGUGAAACCUAAACCCCCGGAAGAUCGAGGAACAGAGUCGCAGACACACUUGGUGUAGGAUCACUACCGUGAUGGGAAGCUUCCAGUCUUUGCCGGAUGACCAUCAAUAUCGAACCCUGUCACAGAAGACAGGCUUUUCACUGGAGCAGAUCGCAAUUCUCCACAAUCGUUUUAAGCAGCUCAGCCAAAACGAGGAAACAUUACGGAGAGAUGACCUUAAAACAAUCCAAGACCUGGAAAGCAACCCAAUUCGGUCCCAGAUUAUAGAAGCUUUCUUCGAUAGAAGGAACUUCCAGAAAGAUGGUGUGGGAUCUGUGGAAGAAAUUGGUUUUGAGGAAUUCCUUACCGUCAUGUCGUACUUCAGAGCACCAGCCCAUCAUAUCACAGAGGAGCAGAGAGAAGAAAUGAGAAGAGCCAAACUGCGCUUUCUGUUCAACAUGCAUGACACCGACAAUGAUGGAACCAUAACACUGGAGGAAUACAGACAUGUAGUAGAGGAGUUGUUGUCCCGUAGUGGAGCUCUUGGAAGAGAGACAGCUAAGGGCAUUGCAGAUGCUGCAAUGCUGGAGGUGGCCAGUAUCUCAGUAGGUCCCAUGGCACCUGAUGAGUUCUACGAAGGAAUAACAUUUGAGCAUUUUUUGAAGAUUCUUAAAGGAAUUGAAAUCGAGACAACAAUGCACAUUCACUUCUUAAACAUGGACACAUCUGUUUUGUGCAAGUAACAUUCUGUCUAGGUACUGCCGGUUAAAUGUAGAUUUUCCGGUAAAAUAAGCACUUUAUUAGAUGAGGCUGGAUUAGAAUAGUUUGGAUAGAUCUCUAGUUCUAUGAACUAUUUGUAGGAUGCUCAGAGUAUUUUACAAAGGUUGAAAAGCAAUAAGAAAAGUGUGUAUUUGAAUCUGAAACUCCUUGCUUUGCAUGCACAUAUUACAUAAUUAUGGUACGAUAAAAUUAAAACUAUGCAGGCAUGUAUUAAUUAAUUUAUUUUACUUCAUUUUUGUAAUUAUUUUGAUUAUCUCUUUAUUCUAAAAUAACCUAUAUACCCUACUAUUCCCAAAAAAAUUGAAUGCUUAUAACCAAAUGCAAUCGUAAUAUAUUUUCACUGAAAUAAUAAUCCUGAAUAGAGCAAUCAUAUUAUUAACACUGUGAUAUAGCAAUAGCAAAAUUUUGUUUGCUUUUUUAUGUGCAAUUCUAAUAAAUUAAAACAAUACUUGAAUCCAUACUCUCAAGAAAACUGCAGUUACUCCUAUCAACCAGCAGAUAUCGCUAAUGUCACAGCUUUGUUUAUGUCAGUCGAUAUACUGUAGAAAUACUCAGGAACUUGUACAACCAAUAAGCAUGUAUCAGCAUGUUCUUCUUGCAAGGGCAAUUAGAAGUGUGUCAACAAACAUUAUAUUACAAACAAUACAAAAUAUUCUAAAACAAUUAAUGACACUAUGACAACGAUAAUCUGUAACUGGACACCAAAGACCUUUAAUCAAUAUCAGCAGCCACGCAUAGUUCAAUGACAACAAACUCUGAGACAUAGAGCUGAAGUUGUGCUGUGUUAGCAGUUAUAAAUAGCACUUGGAUUGUAUAGAUGUAGCUUAAACGGUAGAAAUAAACUGUGUAAAUCAUUUUAUUUGCAAAAAUGAAACUGGCAUUUACUCUGUGAAAGUGCAAAAAUGUCUCAAAAUGAAGAAAUGAAUUCAUGUUUCUUCUGGUAACCUUAAAAAGGAAAAAAGACUGUAUAUGCACCCACUGUGUAUUGAAUCAACUUGCAACUUGCAUUUACCACAAUAAAACUGUAUCUUGCAACACUGAA
Molecule: messenger RNA, 1994 nt
Organism: Onychostoma macrolepis
Lineage: Eukaryota; Metazoa; Chordata; Actinopteri; Cypriniformes; Cyprinidae
Gene: tescb
Product: tescalcin b
Exons: 8
Coding region: 265-915 (216 amino acids)
Molecular function (GO): calcium ion binding
Source: RefSeq, a predicted model, not a curated record